AUGGGGCGGCGAGUACGCAAGAAACUCGAUGCUGUUCAGAGAGUUUUUUGUCAGAAGAUAUGCAAAGCGCACCGCACAGUUUCCCUUAACUCGGCACUGACGCUGGCUGGGAUAUUACCCCUAGACCUCAGAAUACAAGAGGCCGCAGCCUUGUAUGAAGCUAAGAGAGGGGUACCACAGCCGAUACUAGCAGACAGAGAGGUAGAGAAGAGGGUCGCAUACACCAAUACGCCUCAUCCGGCAGAACAAAUUGAACUAUAUUUUACACGCCUGGAAAACUGUGAACAGGUGGAGGAAAAAAGUGAGCAUCCUGUACAAAUCUAUACAGAUGGGAGCAAAAUCGAAGGAAAAGUCGGGGCAUCUCUAUCAUUUUGGGAUAGAAAUGCUGAAAUAAAAAGUGUCAAACUAAGUCUCCCAGCAUAUUGCACAGUCUACCAGGCGGAAUUGCUAGCUAUAAACAGGGCUAAAAAAGAGGUCUUAAAAAACCCGGCAACUGACUUCGGUAUUUACAGCGACUCUAGAUCUUCCCUAGAAUGUAUUAUAAAUUAUAACUCCCUACACCCCCUAGCAGUAGAAAUUAGAGAAAAUAUAAAGAUGGCACAAAAGUUGAACAAAACAGUAGCCCUUUACUGGGUCAAAGCACAUACGGGUCUAGAGAGGAAUGAGAGAGGGGAUCGAAUAGCUAAAGAAGCGGCACUGAGAAGCAAAAGGAAGGCAGAAUAUGACUUCUGCCCACUUUCUUUUAUAAAGAAGCAAAUCAGGAGCCGUACACUGGACACAUGGGAAGAAAGAUACCAGCAAGGAGAGACUGCAAAAGUAACAAAGAUAUUCCUACCCCAUGUGGUCAGUGCAUAUAAGGUAAUAAGGAAAAUAGAAACCUCCUCACUCACUACCCAAAUAAUGACAGGGCAUGGGGGAUUCUCCGAAUACUUGAAUCGCUUCAAGUGCAAGGAGAGUCCUGCAUGCAUCUGCGAGCCCAGUGAAGCCGAGACCGUGACACAUCUAAUUCUGGAAUGUCCCGUAAAUGGCCCAGAGAGGUAUGAUUUUGAAAACAAUAUAGAUUUAGAAUUAAAACUAGAAAAUAUACCCCUAAUCUUAAGUGAACAUACAAAAAUUUUCUUAGAAUAUUGUAAAAAAGUAGCUAAAAAAGCGAUUAAAAGGAAUGAAAAUAAAAUAAGCUAG
Messenger RNA from Bombyx mori (domestic silkworm), 1182 nucleotides. RefSeq lists its product as uncharacterized. NCBI's taxonomy places the organism in Eukaryota, Metazoa, Arthropoda, Insecta, Lepidoptera, Bombycidae. Gene Ontology annotation, biological process: DNA replication, removal of RNA primer. The transcript has 2 exons. The coding region runs from base 1 to 1182 and encodes 393 amino acids. The record is from RefSeq and is a predicted model, not a curated record. Gene Ontology annotation, molecular function: RNA-DNA hybrid ribonuclease activity; nucleic acid binding.